AUGAUUUCAUAUUUAAUAAAAUUUGAUUUUAUUUGUCGUCUUUUUAGUUCUGUUAUUGGAUUAUUAUCAUUAUGGAUAUUUGUUGAAUGGCGUCAACGCCAAGAAAAAAAAUUCAAGUCAGAUUCAAUGAUAUCAACUACUAAAUGUAGUGAACCAUUACAUUGGAAUCCAUUUGAAGAACAACGUGGUUUCGGUGAUCUUAUCAUAAAAGUGAAUCAUAUAGCAAUAACUGUAUCAGAUGUUGGCCGAUCAAUUAGUUUUUAUGUAGAUAUAUUAGGAUUUCUCAACAAACUCGUCAACCUACAUUUGAUUGUCAUGGUGCUUGAUUGA
This is a messenger RNA of Rotaria sp. Silwood2, 330 nucleotides long. The record is from the annotation of a GenBank genome assembly. NCBI's taxonomy places the organism in Eukaryota, Metazoa, Rotifera, Eurotatoria, Philodinida, Philodinidae.